Molecule: messenger RNA, 3899 nt
Organism: Helianthus annuus (common sunflower)
Lineage: Eukaryota; Viridiplantae; Streptophyta; Magnoliopsida; Asterales; Asteraceae
Product: disease resistance protein RPV1
Exons: 7
Coding region: 145-3513 (1122 amino acids)
Biological process (GO): defense response; signal transduction
Molecular function (GO): protein binding; ADP binding
Source: RefSeq, a predicted model, not a curated record
GGACACGAUUAGUUCUUUCGAUAGUAAUAUCUUAUCCUACAGAACUUCCAUUCUCCCCUCUAGAGUCUCUUUACAGAACCUCUUUAUAAUAACUUUGGCCUUUGAUCCCAUGAGAUAAUAGCUGCUUCUUCUCCAUAUACAUCCAUGACUACUAGUCAUCCUUCUUUCAGUUAUGAUGUGUUUUUAAGUUUUCGAGGUGAGGAUACCCGGUAUACCUUUACUGAUCACCUCUAUACAGCCCUAAUGCAAGCAGGAAUCCGUACUUUUAGGGACGAUGACGCAAUGGAUCGAGGAAAACUGCUAGAGCCAGAGCUGAAAAAAGCUAUCCGUGAGUCGGCAAUUUCGGUCAUCGUCUUCUCAAGAGAUUAUGCAUCUUCCAAGUGGUGUCUUGAUGAGGUCUUAACGAUCAUCCAAGAAAAGGAGAGGCUUUCCUCGAAGCAUGAAGUUGUUCCUGUUUUCUACAAUGUGGAGCCAUCUGAUGUCCGGAAUCAAACAGGAAGCUUUGAAGAAGCAUUUAGUGGGUAUGAUGAUAUGAUUGAGGCAGAAACAGAUCCCCAGAAGAAAAUUGAAUGGCUGGAGAAGGUCAAGGCGUGGAGAGUUUCUCUUAGAAAGGCUGGAAGCUUGACAGGAAUGGUAUUAACUGCUAAGGGACACGAGGCUAAAUUCAUAGGUAAGAUUAUCAAUGUCAUAAAAAAGAAACUUAACUACAAGCUCUUGUACGUUGAGGACAAACUAGUUGGAAUGGAGAACAAUGUUGCUGAGAUCGAAUCAUGGUUACAAGAUCCAUCACCUAAUGCAGUUAUCCUUUGUAUUCAUGGGAUGGGAGGCAUUGGGAAAACAACAAUAUCCAAAUGCAUCUAUAACUCAAACUCCCAUGAGUAUGAUGGCAGUUGCUUUCUCGCAGACAUCCAAGAGACAUCAAACCAACACAAUGGAUUGCUGCGUUUGCAAAGCCAGCUUCUCUCCACGCUAUUAAGGAGCAACAAGGAAGAAGUUAUAUGGAAUAUUGAUGAGGGAAUUGUUAAGGUUACAAAUGCCUUAUGUAAUAAAAAAGUACUUCUCGUCCUAGAUGAUAUAUCAACAAGGCAACAAUUAACAGCACUACUAGGGCCACAACAGUUUCAUUAUGGAAGUAAAGUGAUCAUUACAACUAGGCAUAAAUGGUUGUCAACUUCUUUUGAUGUAAAUCCGAAGGUCCAUGCUGUUAAAGAAUUAGAUCCUUUUGAUGCAUAUAGACUCUUUAGUUUGUACGCCUUUCCUAGGGAUCACCCCAUUGAACCGUACAUUGUCCAAUCAAAUCUUGUAGUUCGUCACUGUGGAGGUCAUCCUUUGGCUCUUAAAGUAUUGGGCUCUUCUCUAAAUGGAAAGACCAUCGAUGUGUGGGAAGAUGCAAUUCGCAAACUUGAAGUAGUUCCCAAUCCCGAGAUCCAAAAACUUCUAAAACUGAGCUAUGACACUCUUGAAGAUACCAACGAUAAAGAUUUAUUCUUACAUAUUGCUUGUUUUUUUGUGGGUGAGAAUAAAGAAUUCAUUGUGAAAUUGUUAGCCGAAUGCGAGCUGUACCCUAUAGUUGGGAUCCAAAAUUUAAUGGAUAGGUGUCUGCUCUACAUUGAAAAUGGGAGGGUGAUGAUGCAUAAUUUAAUCAAGGAGAUGGGUCGGGAAGUUGUUCACCAAGAAUCACCAAAAGAUCCAGGGAAACGAAGUAGAUUGUGGAAUCAUCAAGAUUCGUUUAAUGUAUUGAAAGAAAAUGGAGGUACAAAGAAGGUAGAGGGGCUUGCUCUUGAUAUGCAAAGGAUCAAGCGAAUUAAUUCAACUUUAAUCGUAAAGAUGGACAAUGGAAGAAAGCGUAGUUACGAAGAUUUUAGUGGUGGUAGCAAAGAAAACUUCAAGGUUGGAGCAAUUGAAAAGAUGAAGAACCUAGUGCUACUUCAACUUGACUAUGCAACUUUCUCUGGGAGCUACAAGAAAUUGCCCAAAAAGUUACGAUUGCUACGCUGGCAUGGAUUUUCUUUAAAAUGCAUACCAAGCGAAGUACCUUUGGAGAACUUGGUAGUUCUUGACAUGCGUUAUAGCAAAUUAAAAGAAGUAUGGGAUGGGUUCAAGGUGGUUGGGCAGCUAAAAAUCCUUAAUCUCAGUUAUUCUAUGGAGCUUAUUAAAACCCCUGAUUUUGAUGGACUCCCUAGAUUGGAGAGUUUGCUCCUUGAAGGAUGCUUAAGUUUGAUUCAGGUUUGUGAAUCCAUAGGGAACCUUGAAAAACUGGUCUUGUUAGAUAUAAGUGGUUGCAGAAGUUUAAAAAAUAUUCCAUGCUUACCAAGAUCUUUGGUAUCACUUAAUAUGCAUGGUUGCUCAAACCUUGGAGGUCUUGGAGAAGUUCAAUGCAUGGAUUCAUGUUCACUCUCUUCUCUUUUAGUAGAUCUUGACGUCUCACAAUGCAACCUCUUCGAUAAGUCUUUCCCAGAGGACUGGAGUAACCUCUUCUCAUUGAAGUGCUUAGAUAUAAGCAACAAUCAUAUAACUUCCUUACCAGGAUGUGUCAAACGUUUACCAAGUCUUAAAGUUCUCAGAGCUAGAAAAUGUUCACAUCUUCAGAAUGUUCUAGAUGUCCCAAAAUCCGUAACAGAGCUAAGUGUCUCUGAGAACAAGUCCUUGGAAAUAGUGCAACCAACACCAAAUCCCUUAGCCUUCUUAUUCGCUGAUGAGUGCCAAAAACUGUGUGCAGUGGAGGGUUGUUUUAAGCUUGAAUCAAUCCAAAACGUUGACAGGAAAAUUAUAAGAUAUCUUGGAUUAGAAUCGAAUUCAGAAAAUAGAUUUGAUAAUCAAAAGACAUAUACAGAAGAGGACUCCGUCAAGGUAUUAUAUGAGUUUGGUAUAUUUAGUACCUACGUUUUAGGAAAAACACUUCCAUGUUUUAAACAUAAGGAAAUUGGACCAGACAUAUCAUUUAGGGUUCCUUCGCAUCCUAAUGGUUCAAGAAUAAGUGGUCUGAACAUAAGCUUCAUACUCUCUACUAAUAAAUAUGGAGAUCCAACAAUUUAUGGAAUUGAAGUUAAUAAUAAGACCAAGGCCUUGAUAUGGAAAUACACUCCUACAAUAAACAUAAGACCUAAGAAGCCGGGUGAGUUUAAUUAUGUUUGGUCAAGCCUUUGGCGGACCGGCAAUCUCCUGGAUGAUGGGGAUGAAUUUGUUAUACGCAGCUCUGUGACUGGAGCUGCUUUAGUAGAGUGUUGUGUGAACUUUGUGUACGAUGAUAAUGAAGUUGGGGAGGAUAAUCUAGAAGAAAUGGGUGACAGCCGUUGCAUGUUCAAUCACAUUUCAUGGUCUGACAGGAUGCUAGUAGAGGUAUCAGAUUAUGUUCAUUGUGGGAAAACAUAUUGCUUUAAGGUUGGUGGCGCAAUGGACGUUCCUAAUAUUGGUGGUAUUUCUGAUUUGAUUGUGGAUUGGUGGGGCCUGAGGGCAGAGUGGAGGUCCAGAAGGAUUGCGGUAGGCCCUCCAAUAUAUCGUUUGAAGAACUAAGACACCAACAUCAACCUCCAUAGCCAUGUGUUUCACCUUCAAUUCACAUGAGUGAUAGCUUUGUCUCAGCAAGUACAUUCAUAUUAUUAAGGCCCAUGGCCUAGAGAUCUAAUGGCAUUGGUGCUUGUCCUCUACAAGUUGGUGUGAACUCAAAUUUCUUGAAGUUCUUGGAUCUUUUAUUUGGAGAUUUUGCUAUACAAGUGUAAAGACCGUUUUCAUAAAAAUAAAAAGUUUUAAAAAAAUUACAAAAACUAAUUUUUUUUAUUAAACGGCUUCUACAUGUGUUUAUUAUGCAAAAACUUUGAAAAAUAUAAAAAUGAUUUUUAUGAGUUUUUUACAUGUAAAACUAAUUAUUUCUCGGUUACUCACUUUUUGUGAUUCCUUCA